Neoarthrinium moseri is the source of this 1791-nucleotide messenger RNA. RefSeq lists its product as uncharacterized. The record is from RefSeq and is a predicted model, not a curated record. NCBI's taxonomy places the organism in Eukaryota, Fungi, Ascomycota, Sordariomycetes, Amphisphaeriales, Apiosporaceae. Bases 1 to 1791 code for a protein of 596 amino acids. The transcript has a single exon.
AUGGCUGCAACAAACGGUGAGCCCGAGGUCCGGGACGUCCUGCUGAGUCUUGUUUUUGCUUCACGAAACACUAGAAGCCUGACGGACAUUGACAAGUGCUUGGGAUUGAAUGGGAACCAUGAGCCGUGUGGUAACCCUAACGGCAAAGAACGCAAAGCUAGAGCCACUGCGGAAUACAAUUUACUCCUCGGCAAGCAGGUCCCCCUGGAUGAAGAGGCGGUCGUAUCGAUUGAGACGUUCCUGAAUGCUACACAUUGUCGUUACCACGUUGGUAAACCUCUUGCCCGACUCAGGCAAUGGAUGCUCAACGAACGUGUAGACGAUAUUGCAGCCUGCUCAGGUGAAGGGACUGACUACGAGAUCCCGUCUGCUUCUCAGAAUCACACAACUACCUCUGUGGACAAGAAACCUGGUUCUCCAGGUAGCAAAACGAACCAACAAGUAUUGCCGGUCGAUCUGGAUUCACACGUUGACCAAUACUCAGAGGGCGAGGCCGUAUCUGAAUAUUUCUCCGACCUUACUAUUUCACCUGGUCAAGAGUCAAACAUUAGUUUCAAUUCUGCCAGCCCUGCGAGCACCACCUUGACGACACCUGAUACGACGCCUAUCAGCCUCCGUGACUUACCGAUCCUGGACCAACCCGGUAGUCGCCCCGAAACACCGUGCCCCAUGCCGAAAUCGAAAGACGUUAUCAUCACGGAGCAAGAUUUAGAACAAGAUGAUGAAGCGAAAGAGUUUCUGGUCCAGGAAGACAGGAAGGGUGUUGAAAUGCGCGAUAACAUGAUACGCCGUAUCAAGACCCAGAAGAGAGGCAAACUUCCGUUGCUGAUUGGUAUUAUGCAUGACUGGACACCACUGGACCAUGAAGUGGGGCUUGUCUAUGUGUACAAGCACGACAAGCAAGCAGGAUUGAUCAAGAUCGGUUGGACCAGACACAGUUCGACUCAACGGUAUUCUCAAAGCGGAAACUGCUACGCUGUGAACUCGAAACCAUACUGGGAGAGCCCCACGUCCUUUGUUGGGGCCUAUCGAGUGGAGCAGUUGACACAAAAACAGUUGCAAGAGUGGAAUGUGGACAAGGAUGGCUGUGCCAAUUGCAAGAAACGUCAUCGAGAAUGGUUCCGUUACGAUGCAGAUGAGGCGACAAAACUGAUCCAGGUGUGGACGGAGUUCGUAACAGGCGACUAUUACGAUCGUGGUUCAGACUCUGAUGGUAAGAAAUUCGGUUGGUUGAGCCAGACAGGUCGCGAGUUCAUGGACCGUCUUUGCAACGUGAAUCCAGACACGAUCAUUCAGCACAUGCAAGCAGAAAGCAUCGGCGCAUCGGUGGUUGGACAGAGAGGGCGUGACAAUGAAUCGGCAACAAGGCAAACCACAUCUGAGCCUGAACCGGUCUCGAGACAAGACAUUAUUGUCGAGUCUAUACCUGAGAAUGAUGAGUCCCGUGACGAGAUUUGUGGGGAAAGUGCUGCCUUCCUAUCCCAAGAAAAGACAAAAAGGCAGGGGAAAACGUGGCACAUCAAGCAAGCAGCCAAAACCAGAUUACAUAGCGCGAUGGAUGCCGUUCCCGAAUCAUUGCGCCGGGGGCUGGCCUCAACUAUGGACCGCUUCCGUGAGUCUAAUCAGAAGUCUCCUCCCCAACUCCCUCCUGGAAGUGAAGAGACAAUGCAGAGUUUCUAUGCUAGGUACUACGCAAAUGAGAUCCGGGAGCUGGAGGAGCUUUUGUCGCGGAAUGUACAGGGAAGGAGGUCUAAACCAAGCGUUUGGCCACAAUGGCUCAAACGUCGUUGA